This is a messenger RNA of Drosophila kikkawai, 2737 nucleotides long. NCBI's taxonomy places the organism in Eukaryota, Metazoa, Arthropoda, Insecta, Diptera, Drosophilidae. The record is from RefSeq and is a predicted model, not a curated record.
UUUCCGUUUUCAUCUCCGACAAGUUUUGUGAAAAUUUAAUUUGUGAACAAACAAAUAACCUCCAACGAAAACAAUGAACUAUAACCACAGAUACGUUAAACAUCCGCGCUACACGUGCACAGGCGCACCGCCAGAGCGCCAUGCGCCUGCGCAUUUCCAAAGACGCGGGCCGGCCUCGUCGAGUGCCUGGCACGGACGCCAGUUUCAGAGCCCUGCUAGCCGGCAUGUACAGUCCCAGAGCACUCCUACCCGAUAUGUGCAGUCCCAGACACCGACAUUCUCAAGGACACCCACGACUUUUGGCACCACACCGGGCUAUUACCUCAGAGGUUGUUGGUAUAACGCCAGCCUGCCGGAGCAAGUGCAGCCAGAGCAGCAGCAGCACGUGCCACAAUAUUACAUGACCGCGCAGGCAGAGCAAGAGCAGCACCUGCCCCUAUCUUAUCAAUCGGAACAGGUAGGAUCGUCUUCAUAUCCCUUGCAAGAGCAGCAGCAGCUUUCCUUGCAGGAGCAGCAGCAGCAGCUUCCUUCUCAGGAGCAGGAGCAGAGCCAAAUAUUGGCUCAAUCCUAUCAAUUACAGCAGCCUAUGCCUUCAUCCGGUACAUCCCAGCCGCAGUUUAUACUGCUGCCAGCGUAUCCAUCGCAAGAGCAACAGCCGCAGCAGGUCAUCCUGCAAGCCUAUCCUUAUCAGCAGCCUCAGCAGAUCUUUCCUCAAUCGGAACAACAGCAGCCUAUCUCGUUUCCAUCCUAUUCGCAGCAGCAGCGGGUCAGACCAUCGCUGCGAUCUCAGCGAUAUCACGUAGCGCCCCAAACAGUGGCAGCAACCCAGGCAAUGCCAGCAGCUCUCCUGGGGCAGGCACCUCUCCUUAGUCAGGUUCCUCUCCUAGGCCAGGCACCAACAAUAGAAUCCCCAAGGAACCAAGUGGCGCAAGUUUCCCCCGCAGUGGAGGCUGCUAGGCCAGAGGAAGACGCCGCACAACCCGACGAGGUGGUAGAGAUCAAUCUGGGGCCCGGCAUUUAUGCCACCAGAUGCGAUAACAAGAUAACCAUUGACAUUGGUCUGUCUUGCGUGGACAUUGCAGUGGCGGAGAGACGUCGUGAUGUGGGUGAUCUGAUGGAUGAGGCGUUGAACCUUAUCCGUGGGUAUAUUCAUAGACGCCGCCUCCCACGACGCCAAAGAACACGCCUGCGCCACCGUCGACCCACCGUCCAGCGUGUUUUAAUAUCAGAUAAAGAUACACAGACUGUUGAUCCCUGGGAAUCGGAUGAAGAACUCGCGUCUGACGAUCCCGAAUCCAUGCAGGUGUCACCAUCUACCAGUCGAACCUUGACGCAGGAGGAGUUCUUGUCCCCGCAGUCAGCUGGAGUAUGGUUCGAGGAGGAGGAUGAGGGGAAUGAUCUCAUUUGUGAUCAGGCAACCAAAGGCUUAAGCGAUCCUGAUCAACUUGUGGCCACGAAGCCAACUCAAUCGGAGGGGAACUCUCUUCACUGGAAACCCAAAGAAGCCGUCACAGAUCCACCUACCACUCCGAAGAUAACUAAAACCAUUGACGACACCUGUUCCUGGCCGCCUUUGGGCACCCGGGCAUCCACCACCAAAUUCUCCUUGGCCCAAAAGAGCCAUUCCCUUAGGGGCGGUCUUACCAGUUCUAGAGAUUCGAUUGCUUCUUUGGUAUCUCAAAAGAAAUUCCCAAGUAAAGACUCGACCUUUCAACCCAAACAGAUCCUGCAAAACUCGAUGCGAAUUGAAGAGAAUCGAGCUCAGUCGAACGAGCCAGGAGUUUCAAGGGUUCCAGCCUGUUCGCGGGCUCUGAAGGCUCCGCCAAGCCGAUCUUUAAGUUCCGCCAAUAAAAAAAUGAUGAGUUUAAACAGUCGGCAAGUUAAUAUGGACUCCGGUGGGCAAAUGAAGAGGCAUUCCCUCCGAGGACUGAAGCAAAACAAGUCGGAACCGAUGCUAAUAGCCGGCAAUAUGUUCGCGCUGCUGGACGAGCCAGGGGCGGAGCCACCACCUCCGCUGGAGAUCAAUUCUAAGCCAGCUGGUAAGGUUAAAGACCAUUUAGAUCCCCAGAAAUUGGCCGCGAAAAGGGCCAAGAAACAGAGGAAGAAUUUCAAAAAGAAGGAGAGAAUUCGUGCGGCGCGACUGAAGGCCCAGGAAAAGGCAGCCACAGAGGUGAAAGGCACUCCAACUUUAGCUGACAACAACAGUGGCCUGGAUGGGAAACAAUGCGAGAUUCAGUUUUUGGGGGAAAUCCUAUUUAAGGGCCUAACACCACCCACUAUCCCCAAGGAGGACAAGCCCCUAAAGUUCCUACUUAUUGGUGGAGGGGACGUGGCGGAGGAAACCCUCACGGAAACCAGACCCGCUAAAGAAGGUGAUCCUCCAGCCAAGAUCCCUGGACAAAAGGAAGAAUCCCCUAGCUUGGGUGCAAGGAAGGGACGCCGCAGCCAGUUCCUAGAGGCGGUGGCGGGCUUUGCGGAUGCCCUGAAAUCACCCAAAGAAAAGGAACCGCCAGCCAAGCGCAAUUUGUGGGAGAAGAGGAGGAAGUAGCCCGAGUCUUCAGGGCCUAUAUUUUAUAAGACUUUAUACAAAAAUGUUCAAAUUUUAUAUACACACACAACAAUCUCGGCAAAUGAGCUUAAUAAUGUACAAAUUUAUUUGGAAACACACACAGCAAUAUGUAAUGUGUGAUUUAGUUUUGUAAAUCGAUACGAUUGAGCAUAAAUUUUAUACACUUGA